Messenger RNA from Cajanus cajan (pigeon pea), 1140 nucleotides. RefSeq names its product golgin family A protein. NCBI's taxonomy places the organism in Eukaryota, Viridiplantae, Streptophyta, Magnoliopsida, Fabales, Fabaceae. The record is from RefSeq and is a predicted model, not a curated record.
CAAGAGAGAGAGAGAGAGAGAGAGAGAGAGGGAAAGGGUUUUGUAGAGAGGGAGAGAAUUCGAAACCCAAAUCCAAAUAAAAGAAAAAAGAAAAAAAAAAAGUAGGGUGGUGGCGGAUCGGAGGCCCAGAGAGUAGGCAUCGGAAGAUGAGUAGGCAUCGGAAGAGAUCUGCGAUGGAGGGAGUUGGGGCCCGACUAGGGCGGUCCUCGACCCGGUACGGACCGGCCACGGUGUUCACUGGACCGGUUCGGAAGUGGAAGAAGAAAUGGGUCCACGUAUCUCCCUCUUCUGCUUCCUCUAAUUCCAACACCAAUCACAAUCACAAUCACAAUCACACUCACAAUCACACUCACACUCACUCUCACGCUUCCAACGCUUCCCAUCUUCUCCUUUACAAGUGGACCCCAAUCACCCAAAGCCACAACACCACCACCAACUCCAACGCUAACGGUACCGCCAAGGACGCGCUGCCCGAACCCCCCGAAGAACCGCCCCGAAGAAAAUUCAAAUACGUUCCGGUUGCUCUACUAGAGGAGCAGAGAAAUGAAGCUGCAGAAAAUGAGGGUGCUGAGAAGGUCGACGAUGAUUCUAAACCAAUUGAUUCUGAUUCAGGUGCAGCAGAUCCAGCUCGCAAGAAUGAGACUUUGGAUGAAAAACCUGACAUAAAUGAUGUCCCAAUGGAAGAAAGUCAGUCUCAGUACAAAAAUCAGGUGGUGCGCCAAGAUCUGAACGAAAGCACAUUGGAUUUAAGUUUGGGCUUGACAUCGCAUGAUGAUGAACAUGAUUCUGAUUCAAAAACUAAUCAAGCAAGAGAUGGCCAGUAACGCAAGUUAAUUCAUGUGGUACUGAAACAUGAACAGGGGUCUCAUGAUUCUCCGGAUAGUGAGAACAUAAAUGGGCAGUCUAUACAUUUGUUUGAUGGAAGGGAAUUUUCCCCUGGCUUUAUGUUCAACCACUUGUUAUUUUAGAUUGGAUUAUUGUAACGGCAUAUGCCUAUAGUAUGGAUUUUUUUUAUUCAGUGUCCUUGCUGCGCUGAUCUAAUAUGUAUUGGAGGAACGGAUAGUGUACCUUUUUCCCAAUCAUUGGACAGAUUUUUUUUCCCCAUAUAUUUAUUGAAAUCGGAUAUUCUGAACUUCGAAA